Messenger RNA from Solea solea (common sole), 2652 nucleotides. It is a transcript of the gene mtrr, whose product is annotated as 5-methyltetrahydrofolate-homocysteine methyltransferase reductase. Gene Ontology annotation, molecular function: FMN binding; [methionine synthase] reductase (NADPH) activity; flavin adenine dinucleotide binding. Gene Ontology annotation, cellular component: cytosol. Gene Ontology annotation, biological process: homocysteine metabolic process. The coding region runs from base 125 to 2455 and encodes 776 amino acids. The record is from RefSeq and is a predicted model, not a curated record. The transcript has 16 exons. Lineage: Eukaryota; Metazoa; Chordata; Actinopteri; Pleuronectiformes; Soleidae.
CUCGCGUGAAGUCCACGGUGCUACAAUUCUACGGGAGAGUGUGUACUGGACUGAAUUUCUUCACCAAAAGCCGAAUGCCUGUCAAACCUCAAACCUCAAACCUGACGCAACGUUGGGACACUGAAUGCUGGCGUUCAGGACUGCUGUGUUUAAGAAGGUUGUUUUGUGGCAGUCUGUUUGUAGCCUGACACAUACCGAGAUAUGUAGCAUGCCCUGUGAAGUGCAGCCCCGGUUCCUGGUUCUAUACGGGUCUCAGAAGGGCCAAGCCCAGUCCAUCGCAGAGGGGAUAGUGGAGGAGGCUCAGGAUCAUGGGCUGGUAGCAGAACUCAGCUGCUUGAACCAGACUGAGAAGUUCAAUUUGGAGAAAGAGAAUGCUCCUGUGGUCUUUAUUGUGUCAACUACUGGAGAUGGGGAACCACCAGACAAUGCCCUCCAAUUUGUAAAGCACAUGAAGAUGAAGACCCUCUCCACUGACCACUAUAAACACCUUCGCUAUACACUUUUAGCUUUAGGAGACACAAACUAUGCAAAUUUCUGCAACUGCGGGAAGACAAUUGAACGUCGUCUUCAGGAACUUGGAGCCGAACAGUUCUAUAAGACAGGCUAUGCAGAUGAUGGUGUAGGGCUAGAGGUGGUUGUGGACCCCUGGCUCGAAGGAGUGUGGAAAGCUAUCAAAGAAGCCUUAUCAAAAAUGGCUUCUCACAGAAUUGCUCUGUUGAAAGAGGAUGCUGGGAGUUCAUCAAAGGAAACUCCUGAUUCAUACACACCAGAUGUCCAACUUAACCUCCUAAGCCUUAGUGACCAACAGGACUGCCAUAUAGUCAGAGCAUCUGCUGACACGGACUCCAAAUAUGCAACUGCUGAUUCGUCUCCUGCUUCUGCCACACAAACUGCUAUUUCAGAUCUCAGCUGUGAUCCCACUGCAGGAAUCCCAGUGUCGGUGCCCCAGACUGUUGCCACUGCCAAUGCUUCUAUAUCAGCGCUGGACACACAGACGGAGUAUGCUGGAGAUCCCCAGGCAGCCUCACUUUCACGCUCUCUGCCCCCACUGUCAGAGUCUUCUCUUAAUGUUCCUGCUCUUCCUCCUCCCUACCUGGACGUCUCACUUCAGGAUGUAGACACUGUAGAACAGAAUAUUGGACGAUUAAACAAUGAAAGUCUUAUUGAGGUUCCCAUACACAGGGCAGUUCAACUGACCAGAGGAGAGUCAGUCAAGACGGCCGUCCUCUUAGAGUUGGACAUCUCUGCUCACCCGGAGAUGUUUUUUGAGCCCGGGGAUUCGUUUGAUGUGUUCUGUCCAAACAGAGCCACAGAGGUGGAGGCGAUGCUCCACAGAUUGGGUCUUCAGGACAAGAGGAACCACCAUGUCCACGUGUCUCUGAAAAAGGAGACUAAGAAAAAAGGUGCUCAGGUGCCAUCCUACAUCCCUCAGAACAUUUCAUUGCUGUAUUUAUUCACAUGGUGUCUAGAGAUCAGAAGCGUUCCUAAGAAGGCAUUUCUACGAGCGCUGGUGGAGCAUACUGGGGACAGUGUGCAGAGGAGGAGACUGCAGGAGCUCUGCAGUAAACAAGGUGCCGCAGAUUACAACCUGCAUGUGAGAGACCUGAGCCUCAGUGUUCUGGAGCUUCUCACUGUCUUCCCGUCCUGCUCGCCUCCUCUCCGCCUCCUCAUAGAGCAUUUGCCGAAACUGCAGCCCAGGCCUUAUUCAGCAGCCAGCUCCCGUCUUAAGCACCCAGGAAAGCUGCAUUUUGUCUUCAACGUGGUAGAGUUCCCAGCAUGCUAUGGGAGGCCUGCUGGGAAACGAGGCUUGUGUACCGGUUGGCUGUUUGACCUCAUCAAUCGUGGCCUGGUUUUCCCUGGGAAGGCUGAGUGCUCUGACAGCCUGGCUCUGCCUACGAUCCAUGUGAGUCUGAGAAGCAACUGCUCCUUCAGGCCUCCCUCUGAUUCGUCAGUGCCCUUCAUCAUGAUUGGACCAGGUACAGGAGUGGCCCCCUUCAUUGGUUUCCUUCAACAAAGGGAGAAGGAGAGGCAGGAGAAACCUGAGGCUGUGUUUGGCGAGACCUGGCUGUUCUUCGGUUGUCGCCACAGAGACAGGGACUACCUGUUCAGAGAGGAGCUGGAGGGCUUUCUGUGCAGCGGCGUCCUGAACCACCUCAAGGUGUGUUUCUCCAGAGACGAGCCGGAGCAGGAGGAGGAGCAGGUCACCGCCUCAGCCGCCCGACCCAGAUAUGUCCAACACAUCCUGCUGCGUAACGGCCGAUACGUCACAGAUAUCCUGCUCAAACAGAGCGGUUACCUCUAUGUCUGCGGGGAUGCAAAGAACAUGGCUAAGGAUGUGAAUGACACGCUGCUAGAGAUCAUCAAAGCGGAGCUCCGCGUGGAUCAAUUGGAGGCCAUGAAGACACUGGCGGGGCUGAGAGAGGAGAAACGCUACCUUCAGGACAUCUGGGGUUGACAGCGGCUGACCAGAUGAGUGCUCCUCACCUCAAGUAUCCACUGAGCUUCUUUACAACUUACAACAACAACAACAGAAAAAAAAUCUGCACGCUCAGCUGUAACCUCUACUACCAUAACAUCAUAGAUGCUGAAGCCUGGAGGUAGUUUACGCCACCCAGUGCUACUGAUACGGAGUGCGAUGAAAUGUUAGCCUGG